CAAAGUUAUUGUGAUGCUGUUGUUGUCAGAAACGAUUUAACACACAACCUUUUGAUGUGAGAAAUAAACACUUGAGGAUUUUACGAAAGUGAGUUACGUCAUUAUGGAUAAACAUAACAAACCGUCUGCCUUGAAUCCUUCAGACAAGUUAUCACCCACUGUGUACACCGACAGGUUGUCGCCACUGGGCUAUACAGACCGAGUGUCACCCAUGGGACAUAGUGAUUGGUUGUCACCCCAGGGUUACUCCGACUGGGUGCAGACUCGGAGCCGUCCUGACGGGGGAAGGGACGUACAAGUGUUGCCCCUCAGUCCAACUGAGGGGGGUAGGGAUGUCCGUGUUAGAGGGGGGCACAGAAAUGGUACCUCGCGUCCUGCCAGUACGGGCGUUUACUGUGCCCUGUGGGAGUCGAGGCUUCAUGAACUCAUGGAACUACUGACGCGGACGUCACUAGAGACGCACAAACUAGACAUGAUGGCGGAAAUAUCCAGCCUCAAGAUCAAGCUUGCCUCUUCAGACAAAGACCGGAGAGAACUGGAUGAACGGCUCAAGUUUUCACAGAGACAAAUCAAAGAAGUGGAAUCGAAGAUGGCCUUGAAAGACGCGGAGAUCACAGAGCUGCGUCAGCGACUGGUGCGCAACGGUACCGUGUUGACCCCCGACUCCAACGGAUCAGAGUCUUUACUCAGUGUUAGUGACCGCCCUGUAGAGAAAGAGAAAACAUUAGAUAGACUAAAACGCAAACAAUAUGAAGUCAAAAAGUUAAAGAAAGCUGUAGAUGCCUUAAUGUUCUCUAACCAAGAAAAGGAUAAAAGAAUAGAUGAAUUAAGAAAAUUAUUAAAACGUUACAGAAAAAUUGAGGAAAUGGUGAUACAAGCUCAAGGAAGGAAAGCUUUAGAAGAUAUGAUCAUCAGUGCAGAAGAUGACACAAGUUCGACAAGUUCUACCACCCCGUCCGUGUCUGACAGUGUCCCCAGGGACCUUCAUGAAGGUUACGACAGACACCACCCAAGUGCCACUAGUACUCCAGUCCACUCCUACCUGGACAAUGGAAACAACACCCCCUCACCAUCCAGUCAGAUGUCUACCCCUUCCCACAGAACACCCGGCAUACAGCGGUCAAACAGUGCCGAGGACGUCACACCCACCAAUCAAAAAAAAAAGCCGGUUUCAAACAACAACCAUCAGGAAGGCUACAGUAACGGGAGUAACAACAACAGUUUUGGUACGUUACCUAAAGAUCGUGUUCAGAGCGCGGACUUGGAUCACACAGAAGUACGAAAGUCUAGGGGGUUCCCGAGUCUGGGCAAAUCUCUGUUUCGGGUCAAAACAGGCAAAAGGAGUACUUCGGCCCCAAACCUAGCCCAUACAGAGGUCGUGACUGACGACGAAGACGGACUCCAACACGUGGGCAUGGCAUCAGACGUACCCUCGGAGGUGAAGAAAAAGAAGGGCCUCAAACGCUUCUUUGGCAAACUAAAGCGAAGUGGUUCACAAGAUUUCCAUGAAAGAGAGAGAGUGGAACAGUUCAGAAGAGGCGGGGUACGGGCGACAGCUUCAGGGCGAAUCGGAUGGUCAAAGGAACUCAAAUAUAACGAUGACCUUCCGUUCUCACGAUGGGAUGGUGAACGAGUGACUGCGUGGAUGAAUGACAUUGGUCUCAACAUGUAUCUGGUAGAAUGUCGACGCUGGGUGAAGAACGGGGAGCAGCUCCAGAAAGCUUCUGCUCAUGAACUGGAAAAGGAUAUGGGAGUGAAAAACUGUUUACACAGAAAAAAGUUACAGCUAGCACUGCAAGCUAUCGCAGCCAACUCGAAAGACCAGCUCAGCAUCCUGGACCAUAACUGGGUUACAGGUUGGCUGGACGACAUUGGUCUCCCUCAAUACAAGGAUGUGUUCUAUGAUGCCAGGGUGGACGGACGCAUGCUGCAUUUCCUCACAGUUGAUGACCUACUGGCUCUGAAGGUGACCAGUGAACUCCACCAUGUCAGCAUCAAGAGGGGCAUUCAGGUGCUUCGGUCCAAUAACUACAACCCCCAGUGUCUGAGGCGACGACCCUCACCAGACGAGGGACAGUUACAGAACAUCCCCGGUGGAGUGGUGUUGUGGACAAAUCACCGAGUGAUGGAAUGGUUACGUACAAUAGAUCUGUCCGAGUAUGCCCCUAAUAUGCGGGGGAGUGGGGUACAUGGAGCCCUCAUGGUACUGGAGCCUCGGUUCAACGCAGAGUUGUUUUCUCAGUUAUUGUCCAUCCCUACCAAUAAGACACUGCUGAGGCGCCACCUCAACACACACUUUGUAGCGCUCAUUGGUAACGAGGUUCAGAUAAAAAAGAGGGAGACAGAAUCAAUCCCAGGCUACUUACCACUGGUGCUUAAUGCCAAGGUCAAGAACAGGAAGUUUGGUUUGUUUGGUCACAAGAGGAGUAAAUCAGAUGCAGAGGUGGACAGCUUUAUCUGUCCGAUGGACAACGGCUUCUCAAACGGAAUGACGAGGAGAGAUAAGGAGAAAGCAGAAAAGGCAGCAAAAGAAAUUGGUGCUUUCUCAAAAGAGAUUAAUUCAUUAACAAACAUGUUGCAGAGUGACCUUGAUGAUGUGCCAACCUCAAAUGUGUGACACACCUACUUUAACUGUGAACACUAUGUGACACGCCCAGUUAAAGACACGAUGUGACACACCCACUUAUGGUGAACACUAAUAUAUGUGAAUCGCCCAGUUACAGUGAAAAUGAGGACAUUUAAUGUAGAAGCCAUUUGCUUUUCAAACAUUUGUGAUCAUCAUUGAUAUGCCAAAGUUUCAGCUUACCAAAAGCUUGCAAGUUCUCAGGGGAUGGGAACCCGACCCCCAACAGUGAUAAAAUAUGCAGAGGGGAAGGGUCAAUGUGAGCACGGUCACAGAUUCUGUAGGACAGGAGACUACAUGGUAACAGGACUCAACAUCUGUACCCCAACUCAACACCAUUGUUUGCCAAGGAAUUACAAAAGGAAUAUAAUUCUUACCAAGGAAUUAAGCAAUCACUUAUUUUCAUCACAGAACAUGUUUUGUUUUGCAGAUUUGUGGUCCGAUGUGAUAACUAUUGGAAAAUCUUCAGAAAAUACAGACGACUACUGUUGGAUUAAUUUUGAAAACAUAACAGGCAUUUUUUGUGUGUUUUUUUCAAGACAGAUAAAUCAUGCUACCAUUAUCACCUAAAGCAGAUGCCUCCUCUAUCUCUCUGGCGGGAUGUCUCUUUUGUCGUCACAAAUUCGGGAAUAACAUCUAUCUUGAUCAUCAAUUGUCCUAGAAAUGCUCAUCUCUACCACACAAUCUUUGUGAAGUGUGUCCGCCAUUCAGAUGUUCUAAAUUUGGUUGUUUAGUUUGAGAAUUUGUACAGAAGAAUUCUGUAUAUAUGUGCACAGGUGUGUAGAAACGUGAAGACAAACUAAUGUAUAAUGUAAUACAUGGAAAUCAACAGCUUUCCACAGUAAAACUACAGCAGUUUUAUUGUCCCCACACCAUUUCAUCAAUUCUCUGACAAUUGCCAUAUUGUUAGUGCUUUUUUAUAUAACGUUAUAUUUUAUACAUUUUACAUUUCAUGCAUUUGAUUGUCAUUUUGUUCCUAAUUGUUGAUUUGUCUCCCUUGUUCCUACCUGUACAGGUACAGUCAUUGUACCUAUCAUCAAUAGGUGUACUCCUAGGAUUGAUUAUUUCACAUCGUAAUAUUAUAUCACAAGGCAUUUAUUGUCAGAUCAUUUAUCUAACACUAACACAGCAACUUGUCAUUAACAAAAUUCAUUCUAUACAUUUGCCUGUAUGGUCUGUGUUGUUUAAGCUGGGUUAAGAUAGCCGAUAACACAGUAAGAACUUAUAUUUUUUCAAGUUAAUUAGACUUGAUAACUUACUAAAGCAAGGUCACUUGUAUACAGAUCCUAAAAGGACAAAAGUGUAAGAUUCCUGCCAAAGGUAAUGAUAUUGGUUGUAUUUAAGAACAUAAGCUGUACUAAGAAAUUAUUUCAGAGUUGUUUCUGGUUGUUUAUAUGCGAAUGCGAGUUGAUGGUUAAGAUUUAAAAAUACAAACAUAUUUUAAGGGUCAUUUAUUGAAUUGAUUUACCUGUAUUAUUGUACAAAUGUCCAUGUUUGAGGGUAUAUAUCUAUGUGGACAGUAUAACACUUACAAAACUCCUUGUUAUAUGUGGUACACUGAGGAUAUGGUGGUUAUCAUUAUUCCUCAUCAUUUGGUAUCAUUUGCAUGCUUAGUUGAUUCAUGCUGGACACAUUUCAGGCAUAUUUCAUGAUAGAGACACAUGUUUUGAUUAAGAUCAUUCUGAUUUUAAAUCUUUACUAGUUAUGUGAGAUCUAUAUUAUUGAAAUGAUUUCCUUAUCUGCUGGACAGAUAGUAUUGUGGAGAAUUAUUUUUUUAUCAUGAUUGAAAUUUUCAUAUGAUAUGGUAGAACAAUUCUGAUACUUUUACAAGUCUCCCCCGUAUCUUUUCCUUCCUGUCUGUUUUUUCUUUUCUUUUUUAAAUUUAAUUGAGACAAAAACUAAUUAUAACUCAGUAAUACCACUGGUUACUUAUUUUUGACAGAACUCAAAGUUUCCACAAAACUCGUAUUUGUUGUAUCAUUUUUAUUCAUUUCUGCAUACAGGUAGCUUACAAACUUAACAUGCUUACUACACCAAGGUUUAUAAUGGUAAUAAACCUUGCAUAUAUCUUGUAUUCAAUUUAAAAGAUUGGAUCAUGUUAUUUAAAUUUUGAUUUCACAUGGUGUAUGGUUUAUGACAAUGGAGUUAAAUGAUUGGAGUUGAUGUAUUUUUCCAAAGCUGGUGUAAUAAAACCAGCAUGUAUUGUGGGAAAUGAUAUAAAAUGUAUAAAUCUUGUCUUCCAAUUCAACUGAAAUUGUAAAAAAUAUCCCUAGAAUUUGUUUUCUUGGUUCAAUGUACCUGUAUUAAAAUUGUAUACUUAUCUUUGUAACACAGAUGUUGAAAGUAGAGCAACGGAGGGUGUUAUCGACAGGGGGGUAUUAUCGACCCCCGGUUCUAUUCAUCUCGUUUUGGAUCGAUUACCAACCGUUUUUCAGACACUCAGUGUUUUUGAUAGGUACACUUACCUUUUUCGGAAUCCCUCGGAACCGUUCCAUUCAGACAACACCGGUUAAACAAAUUUUCUGAACUUUUUUUUCCAAAAAGAAGAAUCAAUCCUGUUUUUAAACCUCCCUUACGAGCCCCGAUUUUUUUUUUCUGAAAUAUUUGUCACAUAAUGGUGUAAUCCAACUUCACCCAUGAAGCGUCUGCAACGUUUGUCAGCGUAUUAUCUACAUCCGGGGUAUUGUUAAGGUCGGAAAUAGGGUUGUCGAUAACUGCCGCAAUUUGAGGAUCGGAGGUAGUUAUCGACAGUAUGUAAAAAAAACACCAAUUAAUUUUUGUUUUAUCCAUUUAAAGCAUAUUUUUAUGAAUGACUUGUAAUUCAAAGUUGCCUGUAUGAUUUCAAUAUAUAUAUAUCGUGAAUUGUGACAGGUGAGAACAUGUGCCCGACAACAAUAGUAUGCUAAAGUCUAUCCAGUAAACAGACAUAACUUUACAAGCAUAACUA
Mizuhopecten yessoensis (Yesso scallop) is the source of this 5570-nucleotide messenger RNA. Its product is annotated as liprin-beta-1-like. Gene Ontology annotation, cellular component: presynaptic active zone. The record is from RefSeq and is a predicted model, not a curated record. Gene Ontology annotation, molecular function: protein binding. Gene Ontology annotation, biological process: neuromuscular junction development. NCBI's taxonomy places the organism in Eukaryota, Metazoa, Mollusca, Bivalvia, Pectinida, Pectinidae. The coding region runs from base 104 to 2617 and encodes 837 amino acids. The transcript has 21 exons.